This is a messenger RNA of Parascedosporium putredinis, 1230 nucleotides long. NCBI's taxonomy places the organism in Eukaryota, Fungi, Ascomycota, Sordariomycetes, Microascales, Microascaceae. The record is from the annotation of a GenBank genome assembly.
AUGGACGAUCGGUUGAGUGCCCUCGAGGCUAUGAGGGAGGAGCUAGGCAACCAGCGCCUUCAGGAGCUUCCGCUCGAGGAUCAGCCGCGCCAUGCCAUCAUGGCCGGCCAGUUUGAAGAUAGUGAUGCCGCCGCCGUCCGAGGCCUCGACGAUUUGGGGGACCACGGCUCCAUGCCCGCAACUCUCAAAAUUAUCGCCUGCUCGUGGUCUUUCCUCGUCGAGAUGGGCUGUAGGAGAAAACGAGGAAAAGCCAAAAGUCGCAGCGCUGAACGUUGGAGUAGCCGGUGCUACAUUCGUGAAUACCUUCAAAAGGACGCGGCCAGACUUGAGGAUAAGAAGCCGGCCUCAAAUGACCAAUUUGCGCCCUUGGUCGCCAACUUAUACUCGCGCCACAAGUCACCAACCCCCACGGCUAACAGCAACGAGAAGCGGGAAGUGGUGUUAUUUCAAAUCCCCGCCAACCUUCAUGUUAGCGAGCUAAAACGAAGCCCUUGCCAGGUGAUUGGGCUUGUAAGGAAUGAACGUGAGACUAGAUUCGAGAUCAAGCUCGAGUCGGGCAACAGCAAGAGCCACAACAUCCUCGAUCUGCUCGCAAGGCAGCGAAAGGAUCAAGUUUGCAGCCUCAACUUUCGGACCCAAGACAACGAAAUCGUUCACUACAUUUUGACUUUUGAAUCGAUGGCCGGAGCCAGCUUCUUUGUGUUCUCACUGGACAAUUUCGGGGAUGCCACCAGGGCUAAGCUCAACGAGCGGCUCAAGCGAUUCGAUCUCACGGAGGCAGGAUUCCCGGCCGUGGAGCAAGAGGCUGACGGGUCUGCCAAGGACAAUAUGAAACCACUUGAUGUAGGCAUGCCCGGCUACAGGACUUUUACUCCCGUGCUCUCCAAGAACACUGCGAGCUUGCUCGGAGGCCUGGAGCUCGGCUCCGGCACUUCGGGUCUUGGGCAAGAUACGCGUAGAGAUAAGUCUGACAGGCUCACAUACAGCGUAGAGAAGCUCAAGAGCCUAGAGUCUGGCGCUAUUGAAAGUUCCAGCAAUGUCAAAGCCGUCUGUUCUCAGAUCCGGUCUCCGACACCCAUUAGGGACGCCGAAGCAAGCUCCCCGCUAGCAUAUCCUGCCCCAGACGCUUCUGCCGGACCCGGCGUGGACCGAGGCCUGGACGAGGCCGAAAGGAUUCGGAAGCAGAUGAUGGCCCAGGUGAAAUGGCUAACUGGCCAAGGUCCCAAAUAG